Messenger RNA from Sinocyclocheilus rhinocerous, 1685 nucleotides. Its product is annotated as dopamine beta-hydroxylase-like. The record is from RefSeq and is a predicted model, not a curated record. NCBI's taxonomy places the organism in Eukaryota, Metazoa, Chordata, Actinopteri, Cypriniformes, Cyprinidae. Gene Ontology annotation, molecular function: copper ion binding; dopamine beta-monooxygenase activity. The transcript has 11 exons. Gene Ontology annotation, biological process: octopamine biosynthetic process; dopamine catabolic process; norepinephrine biosynthetic process. Gene Ontology annotation, cellular component: secretory granule membrane. The coding region runs from base 1 to 1644 and encodes 547 amino acids.
AUGCGCCUUCUGAACAAAGACCUGCGCUUGCAAGACGUCACCCUCAUGUACCUCACCGUUUUGGCCACUGUGGUGGUGCUCUUGGUGGCUUCCUACCAGGCUCCUGCGGUCCACUCCAGACCCGCCCUGGCCUACCACAUCCCCUUGGACCCCUCGGGUCAGCUGGAGCUGUCCUGGAACAUCAGCUAUCCCACCCAGGAGGUCUAUCUAGAGCUGAAAGUCAAAGAGCUCCACCAUGGCAUUUUGCUGGGCAUGUCCGAUCGGGGAGAGCCCAUAAAUGCCGACCUGGUCCUUCUGUGGGACGACGGUCACAAAUCCUAUUUUGGGGAAGGUACUGUCCACAUCAUCUACGCCAUGCUGGAGCGGCCCAUCCUAUCUUUGCAUGAGCUCAACAUAUCCCGUCUCCAGCCUGGCGUCCAGCGAGUGCUGCUCCUGCGUCCAGACACUCCGUCCCCUGCUCUCCCGAGAGAUGUCCGCACUCUGGAGGUCCUGGCCCCUGAUGUCAUCAUCCCCACACAGGAAACCACUUACUGGUGCCACAUCUAUCAGCUCCCGCCUAAUAUGCCCAAGAACCACAUUGUCAUGUACGAGUCUGUGAUCACUCCUGGUAAUGAAGCCAUUGUUCAUCACAUCGAAGUGUUCGAAUGCUCUCCUCAGAUGGACACCGUGCCUCAAUACAGCGGCUCUUGUGAUUCAAAGAUGAAGCCCCGCAAACUCAAUUACUGCCGACACGUUCUGGCUGCCUGGGCCAUGGGAGCGGAGCCAUUCUACUACCCUGCUGAUGCUGGUUUGCCUCUGGGAGGAGAAGGUUCUUCUAGAUUCCUUCGGCUUGAAGUUCAUUACCACAACCCUCUCCUUAUAUCAGGACGGAGGGACUCCUCGGGCAUUCGUUUAUGGUACACUCCAUCUCUGAGGAGGUUUGACGCAGGCAUCAUGGAGCUGGGGCUAGUCUACACUCCUGUCAUGGCCAUUCCUCCCCGCCAGCGCGCUUUCCAGCUGACUGGCUACUGCACCGACAAAUGCACACAGACGGCUCUUCCUGUAGGCGGUAUACACAUCUUUGCGUCCCAGCUGCACACUCAUCUGGCUGGACUCGGGGUGAGGACCGUCCUGGUACGAGGAGGCAGAGAGGUGGACGUGGUACAGGAGGACAAACAUUUCAGCACUCACUACCAGAUUAUCCGUGUUUUAAAGAAGAUGGUGACUGUUUUGCCAGGCGACGCUCUCGUCACAAAGUGCACGUAUAACACUGAAGACAGGGACAAAGUUACCGUGGGUGGUUUUGGGAUCAUGGAAGAGAUGUGUAUCAAUUACGUGCAUUAUUACCCCCGUACACAGCUGGAGCUGUGCAAGAGCCACGUGGACACAGAUUACCUGCAGAAAUACUUCAGUCUCAUCAACAGGUUUCAGGGACGUGAGAGUUGCAGUUGUCCCCAGACUACGGUGGAAGAGCAGUUCUCCUCGCUAUCCUGGGACGGCUUCAGCGGGGAGGUGUUGAACUCCCUCUACCUCACCUCUCCCAUCUCAAUGCACUGCAACCAAUCCACAGCUGAGCUCUUUCCUGGUGAAUGGGAGAAGCAGGAGAUACCAGUGGUGACGGCGGAGCUCCAGAGAGCCCCGUACCCGUGUGAAUUAAGCCGUUGAGCGUCCUCUCAGAAUGACAACCCUACAGAGGUCAGGUCCGA